Molecule: messenger RNA, 1308 nt
Organism: Nematocida major
Lineage: Eukaryota; Fungi; Microsporidia
Product: peptide chain release factor subunit 3
Exons: 1
Coding region: 1-1308 (435 amino acids)
Biological process (GO): translation
Cellular component (GO): translation release factor complex
Molecular function (GO): GTPase activity; translation release factor activity; GTP binding
Source: RefSeq, a predicted model, not a curated record
AUGGAAGAAAGCAUGGCCGAGUCCAUUAAGAAUAUAUCAAUAAAGAAAAAACAAAUGAGCAUUGUGUUCAUCGGACACGUUGAUGCAGGGAAGUCCACGACAGGAGGGCAGAUUCUGUAUUUGGCAGGGAAAAUAGACAAAAGGACCCUGGACAAGUACGAGAAAGAGUCAAAGGAGAAGAACCGAGAGAGCUGGUACUUGUCCUGGGCGCUGGACAGCAACCCGGAGGAGCGAGACAAAGGAAAAACGACCGAGCUAGGGCAGGCAUACUUUGAAACCGAAAAGGCAGUUGUCCAGAUACUUGACGCGCCUGGCCACAAAAUGUACGUUCCAAACAUGAUUCUUGGGGUCAACCAGGCAGACUUGGCUGUUCUGGUCAUAUCGGCACGACAAAACGAAUUUGAGGCAGGAUUUGAAAAGGGGGGGCAAACACGGGAGCACAUCUACUUAGCAAAGGCUUCGGGCAUCUCCAAAAUGUGCGUGCUUGUCAACAAAAUGGACGAUGUCACUGUGGGCUGGUCGGAAGACCGGUACAACCACAUUGUAAAGUCCACGAAGAAGCUGCUGCAUGCGCUGUUUGGGAAAACAGAAGUCGUAUACAUGCCUAUAAGUGGGUACCUUGGGCACAACAUAAAGGAAAACACGCUUUCUGAGGUGGCUCCCUGGUACAAAGGGCCGUCUUUCUUUGGGUAUUUAGACGACGUGACCAUCCCCAGAGACAACGCGGCGCUGAUGUAUGCGUCUGUCACGGACUCCUCAAAGGAAAUGGGCGGAUACUUUAUCACAGUGCGCGUAGAGCGGGGCAUACUUGAUAAGUCGCAGGUAAAGCUCUUCCCGGGGUCCAGGAAGAUUUCUAUCAUCUCCAUCACAAAAGAGGAGGAGGAGGUCGAGCAGGCGUGCUCUGGGGAGACUGCCAAAAUCAAGCUGAAAGAAAACGAGGAAAUAUACCCUGGAGACGUGAUAACAGCUGCCUCUUACACGGAGACAAAGGACUCCAACUAUUUCAUGGCUGCUCUGAGCAUUCUAGACGCAAAGUCUCUUAUCACAAAGGGAUACAUGGCGGUGAUGCACAUGGGGGCCAGAGAAAUUCCUGUGACAGUAGGAGAGCUAUACAGAAAGGAGGGCGACAAGAUACUUAAGGUUAAAUUUGCAAAAACCGGAGAGAAGCUGACGUGUGAAGUGUUUACAAGCAGCCCGAUCCCCUUGGAGGUUUACUCUCCUGAAAGAAGAACCGGAAUAUUUACGCUGAGAGACGAAACAAGAACAGUUGGGUUUGGGAGGGUUCUAAAAAUAAAAGAAAGAAAGUAA